AGCAGUUAAUGAGGCUCAUGAUGAUGCAAAACAGAUUGAAGUGAGCAAACCGUGGACUACACUCUUUAAGAACAACCGAGCCCCAUCUCAUGGGAUUAAACUGACUUACGUUCCUCCUAAAGGUAAUUCCUUGGACUUUUCUGAUAGGGUAUUGCCAUCCAUGGUUGAGAUGUGGGGAUAUUGUCUUGUUGGUUACUUCACAGGUCGAUUCCCUGGUCUAAAAGCUAUAUAUGAACUGAAAUCUAAGUGGGGAGUAAUCUGCCAAAUCAAGAGACAUGAUAAGGGUUGGGUGAUUUUUAAAUUCCAAACUGAAGCUGACAGAUUGAAAGUGUUAAAAGAGGGACCCUAUGUCAUAUUUGGCAAGCUACUUAUGUUGAAGGUUCUGUCGGAGGACUUCACAUUUGAUGAUGAAGAGUUCCUUAAAGUGCCGAUUUGGGUCAAAUUCCCACGCCUACCAAUGAAACUUUGGAAUAAAGAAGCCAUGAGUGAGGUAGCCUCUAUGGUCGGGGUGCCACUAACUACGGAUAUGGUCACCCAAGAAAGGAGCAAUCAUAAUUUUGCUAGAGUGCUUAUUGAAGUUGAUGCGUCGAAACCGCCCAUGCUUUCAUUUCCUAUCCGACUGCCUUCCCGAAAGGUAAUCAAUCAAUCGGUGGUUUAUGAAACAUUUCCAAAUUUUUGUUUUCAUUGCAAAAAAUAUGGGCACAACCCCUUUUCUUGCAUAGAGAUUUAUGAGAAGGAAGAAAUGGAAAAAAAGCUACUUGAGAAAGAAGUGAAGAAAACAAAUGAGAUUAGUGUGGUUGAAAGUGAGACCAAGGACACGGCACCCAAUGAGUUUGAGGCAGGGGGUGAAGUCUCCGUUCCUGAAGAUAUUCCUCCUGCUGAGAUUGUAAAAGAGCAUACCCAAGAGGCUUUGACCGAGGCUGCCCAAGCUUCCCAAGAUGCAACGGCUGCCCCAGUUCCAGUUGUAGUUCCAGUUGUCACGCCGAAUAUGGAGAGCUCAGACGAAUAUUCAGAUGAGGUUCCUGAUGAAGUAGAGGAGGAGGAUCUGGAUCAGCUAGAUAGUAAUGAGGUAGUGGAAGUUUAUCGGGAUGGGAAGAUUUUUAAAAUAAGGAAAAAUGCUAAGGUGGAUAGAAGGGGAAUGAUCAGGAGAAUUCCGGGAUUGAGCUGGGAGGAGACACUUGCUAGAUUCAAAAUUGCACCUAAAUGAGCGUUAUUAAUUAAUUUAUUAAUUAAUAAUGUUAGACUUUAUGUGUUGAUGUGACUUUCUGCGUUUGAAUUUUUUUUUUUUUUUUUUUUUUUUUUUUUUUUUUUUGAGAUGGGGUCUGUCCCAUUGCUUUUCCGAUAGGUUUUGUUUAAGCUAGAUAGUUUCUAGCUUAGAUGGACUUGAGUUUGGUCUUGACACAUUGUAAAAUGUUAUUUUUGGGUGUUAAUACAAUUACCUUUCAUCCAAAAA
Cuscuta europaea is the source of this 1453-nucleotide messenger RNA. The record is from the annotation of a GenBank genome assembly. NCBI's taxonomy places the organism in Eukaryota, Viridiplantae, Streptophyta, Magnoliopsida, Solanales, Convolvulaceae.